UUUUAAUUUAAAAUACCUCCUUGCCUUCAGAUCACAGUAUGGUGCCAAUGUAUCGUGCAAAGCUAUCGCUAAUUUGCAUAUCACACGAAUAUUAUAUUCAAGCUGCGUGCGUUACGUAUGCUCACAAACAUUUAACGUUUUGUGUACUCGUAUGUCGAAUUUGAGCUGAGAACGCCCUUGCAGAGCCAAGUGUGAUAUUUGGCAUUUUGUAUUAGAGAAGUCUCGAGCUGAAGCCAUAUAAUACAGGCAAGAGCCCGUACUUUGGGAUUUUGAAAGCUCGAGUGCAUGUAAACAAAGACAUUUGAAAUCACGAUGUCAUCGCAAAAUACCAGUUCCAAUGCGACUAACCCCUGUAAUCCUACCGCGCAAACURCCUUCUACAUGUUAUUCAACCAGAUGUGUCUUAUACCAGCGGCGAUUGUAGUGAUUAUAUUUCUGUUUAUGACAAAAAGAGCUAAGCUGAAAAAAGGCUGUUUAGAUGGACGCCCUGGAAUACAAGUUCCUGUCGAUUUUCUGGGAGAGGAAAAGAACCGGUUCUCGUAUGUUGCUGGUUACGGUGCAAUGGCCAUUGCUGUCGCAAAUAUGUUUUUAUCUAGCAAAGGGUCAGACAUGGUUUUUAAAGUUGAGGGACAUCCCUUUAUCAARGUGUUUCAGAGUAUCGUUACUGUGAUAUGUAUUGGUACUAUAUACCUACCAUUCUUCAUGUGUCUAAGUACUGAUGCCAAGCUGCUUGGUGCUGUCUUUGGAGCUCUGUAUACACUAAUGAGGUAAGUGGRAAUGCGCUAGUCCUGRCAUCAGCUAGUC
Exaiptasia diaphana is the source of this 804-nucleotide messenger RNA. RefSeq names its product stimulated by retinoic acid gene 6 protein-like. NCBI's taxonomy places the organism in Eukaryota, Metazoa, Cnidaria, Anthozoa, Actiniaria, Aiptasiidae. The record is from RefSeq and is a predicted model, not a curated record. The transcript is spliced from 5 exons. Gene Ontology annotation, molecular function: signaling receptor activity; retinol transmembrane transporter activity. The coding region runs from base 313 to 771 and encodes 152 amino acids.